Lotus japonicus is the source of this 941-nucleotide messenger RNA. RefSeq lists its product as uncharacterized. The coding region runs from base 56 to 721 and encodes 221 amino acids. The record is from RefSeq and is a predicted model, not a curated record. The transcript is spliced from 3 exons. Lineage: Eukaryota; Viridiplantae; Streptophyta; Magnoliopsida; Fabales; Fabaceae.
GCUAGAAUUUUGCAAACAAGCCUUGACUCUUUUUGCUCUGAUCCUUUAACACCUAAUGGAGCAAAAUCCAUUUUCAGGCCCUGAGGACAACAACAACUUCCUCAAACCCCUUUAUCUGGAUAGGGAACAUGUUGUUAUUCCAAGGAGGUUUUUACGAGCCCAUCCAUAUGUGCUUGAGGAGCAAACUGCUAAUCUCACAGAUCCUGUUGGUAAUGUUUUCCAGACAAGAGUCAUGGGUCAUGGGAAUGAGAUUUGGUUUGAGGGUGGGUUUAAUUUGAUGCGUGAAACCCACCUCAUCGAGGGGACUGUAUACAUCCACUUCACACACGUUCAGGAAUCCUCAUUCAAUGUGCGUAUAUUUGAUGUUAGUCAAGUGGAGGUUGAUUAUGCAAACCCCAUACAACAACAUCAGCAAGUGGAAGACCCACUUGCCUGGAUUUCUGACCUUACAAGGCCUCUUUGUACUGGGAAGCAACCUUUGCCUAUUCCUGCAGCAGUUCUGGAUGAAUAUUUUCCCCAUCAUCCUGCGACAAUCAACAUUAUCUUACCAAGUGGUAUUAUGGACGUAUGGCAUCUGAUUUGGGAUGGGAAGAGGACGCGACAAUGCUGCAUUGGACAUGGAUGGUAUCAGUAUUGUAGAGCUAAACGUCUUAGUUCAACAGCUCAUUUGCAAUUCUAUAAGCGUCCUCAAGCGGAUACAUUUAAAAUGGUUGUUAGUUGAACCUAAGAUAGUUCGUUUAGUUUGUGUGUGAAAUUUUAUAAUGGUUGUUUCAAGUGUGAUUUUUUGUAUCCUAUGAACUGUGCCCUUUCUUGACCAGGUUUAUGUAUUCUUUUUUUUUUUUUUUAGGUUGAACUGAUUAUCCUCAUGUAUCAAUCACAAGUAUGUCAUUCCAGUCUAUCUGAUCUAUUGUCUAUUUUAAUUUUAAUAUUAUUGGUCAAAU